AUGAAUCUUCUUAUUUGUGUCCUACUUUUGUCCUUUUAUACAUAUAAUUGUAUAAAUACAAACCAAACAAAUGGAUCUUCUACUACAGAAGCUAAACCCGUUGAAUCAAUGCAGACAAAACUGGGCUACCUUAGACGAAAUCUACUCAUUUUAGUUGGUUUUAUCAUCAUCUUCUUCGUCUUUACCUGUUUUUGUUUUCUCCAUUAUAAUUGUAUCAGCGAUGAUGCCGCCAAAGCAGAAAUGGGCAAGAAAAAAGGUAUGGCAUCCAACUCGUGCAAAAUAUCAUUCAGUGAGGACAAGACAACCAGUCAAUUAAAUCCUGAAAAACAAUCUCUGCUAUCCACUAUAGACAAGAUAUCUGAGCACUCAAGUUCAGAAAAUUCAUCAUCCAGUGCAGAAAAAUUAAUCAAGCCCUCGAGCCUACAAAAGCCAUCCAUACAAAACCGUGCACGAAAGUUAACUAGGCCAUCAUAUCCAAAAAAGUCACCCAAGUCAUCAUGCCCAAAAAAAUUAUGCAAGUCAUCUCACUUGGAAAAGUCACAUAGGUCAUGCAGUCUAGAAAAGUUUUGUAAACUAGCCUAUGCCUGUAAGCUAGCCAGUUCAGAUAAGUCAGUCAGGCAACCUUUGCUAUCCAAGCCACUUUGUUCAUCCCAUCCACAAGAUGAAAUCUCAUCACCCGAGCCAUUCAGUCUACAGAAAUUGGCUAAGCCUCCAUUAGCUAAGCCUCCCAAACAUUUUAAUCCAAAAAGGUCAGUGAGUCCAGGCGGGGCAGUCUUAUCAUCCAACCCUCAAUUAGCCAAAACUUGUCAAUCCCACAAGGAACGAUGUCUUAUUUCCAAAACCUAUAAGCCUUUGGUCAAUGACAUUUCUGAGGCAAAGAAGAAAAACACUCAAAACCCUUGUGUUUCAAGUAAAGUCAAGUCCUUUUCCAGGUCCUCUAGUAAGUUAGAUUCCAGGAAUAAUGCACACUGUGAUCACGCGAAUGAUAGGAAUAAGAUGAAAUGUUACACUGAGAAUGACAGCGAUAGGGAGGUAACCCUUAUGUGCAACAGCAAUGAAGCCAACUUCAAGUGA
Molecule: messenger RNA, 1074 nt
Organism: Cebus imitator (Panamanian white-faced capuchin)
Lineage: Eukaryota; Metazoa; Chordata; Mammalia; Primates; Cebidae
Gene: CUNHXorf66
Product: chromosome unknown CXorf66 homolog
Exons: 3
Coding region: 1-1074 (357 amino acids)
Source: RefSeq, a predicted model, not a curated record